Messenger RNA from Fundulus heteroclitus (mummichog), 1064 nucleotides. RefSeq names its product T-cell surface glycoprotein CD3 epsilon chain. Lineage: Eukaryota; Metazoa; Chordata; Actinopteri; Cyprinodontiformes; Fundulidae. Bases 92 to 610 code for a protein of 172 amino acids. The record is from RefSeq and is a predicted model, not a curated record. Gene Ontology annotation, biological process: positive thymic T cell selection; cell surface receptor signaling pathway. Gene Ontology annotation, cellular component: alpha-beta T cell receptor complex; external side of plasma membrane. Gene Ontology annotation, molecular function: transmembrane signaling receptor activity. The transcript has 5 exons.
GCAGGCAGCUCAGUCACCAGAGGGGACUCUCACAGAUUUAAUCCCAAUCUCAGUCGGAUAAAGAAACACGCAGAGAGGACACCCACCCAGGAUGGCCGUCCAGGUUGUGUUCGUCGUCCUUCUCCUGUCUGUAGCCGCUGUGGAGACUCAAACAGUUAAAGGAGCAGUCACGAUUUGGAGAGAUCAAGUAACUCUGUCCUUUCCAAGGGAAGGAAAAUGGAUCGAACAUGGGAAAACUGAGGAGAUUAGCUCAAAUGAUACUUUAACAAUCCCGUUUAAAGGCAAGGCCCAUUACUUCUAUGAAUACUCAGACGAUGAAGGCAGCAACCAAAAAUAUCAGUUCUACGUGAAGGGGAACGCCUGUGAAAACUGCUUCGAAUUGGACGGGUAUGUGCUGAUGCUGGUGAUCCUCGUGGACGUGAUAGGGACCGCCAUUCUGAUGAGGAUAAUCUACGUCUGCAACAAGGGCAAACGUCGGUAUGCACCCCCUCCACCCCAGCCAGCUCGUAGAAGAGGGCCCCGACCAGAUCAGUCCUCUGCCUAUGAGUCACUGAACCCCAACACUCAAGCAACGGAAACUUACUCCACCGUGGUGCACAGGACUGGAUAGAGGCCCAUCGUUGGUAAAGUCAGAAGAAGGCGAACUUUUUACAAACUGAUCAACAACACGACACAGCAUGGAAAUGUCCAACCAUGUUGUUUUAGAUUUGACUUUGUUAAAAUUACACAUUAUAAAAUCUGAACGUGUCUAUGCAAUAAUCAUUUGUAUUCUAUGUGUUUAAAGGGUGGAUUGCAGCCGUUCUCCAAUUUGUUUGUCGCAUUAGAGGUAUUUUAAAUGUGCUGGACUAGUAUCCUCGUAUUCACAAGACUAUUCCUAAGUUAGUUUUUGUAUUUUUUUUUUUGUCAAAUCAGACUUAUUUGAAUAGAUAGAAUGACAGAUUAGAACAAAUUACAAAGAUAAAGCCACAUGCAAACAUGUGCAUAAUUAGCGAUUUUGUAACAAAAUCAAUAAAACAUUUUCAGCCUGAAAUUUUGGCCUCCAAGACAUUAAGAAAUCCUUUAGA